CAGAGGCAGCGCUUCGGUUCCUCGUGCCGCUCAGCUGCCGCACUGACUGACUGAGCGCGAGCCGCUCCGCUAAGAUCCGCUGCGCGAGACCCACUCACGCGCUACUCUGCCGCUCUCUCUCAAUAUGCCCAUUGAGGUUGGACAAGCGCUGCCCGCCGUGGAGGUGCAGGAAGGAGACCCGGGCAAUAAGGUGUCCAUGGAUCAGCUCUUCAAGGGCAAGAAGGGCGUGCUUUUCGCCGUGCCCGGAGCCUUCACCCCUGGAUGCUCUAAGACACAUCUUCCCGGGUUCGUGGAGCAGUCCAAGGAACUGCGGAGCAAGGGCAUCGAGGAGGUGGCCUGUAUCGCUGUCAACGACGCCUUCGUCAUGGCGGCCUGGGGGAAGGAGCAUGGGACUGAGGGCAAGGUGCGGAUGCUGGCUGACCCAACUGGAGCCUUCACCAAAGCAGUGGAUCUUCUGCUGGACAAUGAUCAAAUAGUUCAGGUUCUAGGGAACCAGAGAUCCAAGAGGUAUGCCAUGGUCAUUGAGAACAGUGUUGUGAAAAAGCUAAAUGUUGAGCCUGACGGCACAGGCCUGACUUGCAGCCUGGCUUCCAGCAUCCUUGCUGAUCUGGUCUAAAGAAGAACCAAAUGUCCUAGUUGUGCAACCCUCUCACCCUCACCCUUACCCUCCCUUACUUUCCUGCACACCAGCCGUUGAACAUGACUGACCAAUCCUGGUCCAAGAAAGCCAUAGAGCCCAGGAGAAACAAUGUGGAAAGCAUAUCAUGGCACUUUGUAUUUCUCAGGUUUGAAAAGUAAUCUAGCUUUAUAAAACCAAUAAAAACCUACCAAACAUUUUAUAUCAUGAAUUUGGCCUCCAGGAACACAGCACUGUGAGGUUAUAGCUUUAUUCAAACUUCUUGGAUAUCUUGAGUGGGAAGUCGGCAUGAAAAGAGCAUUUGCCUUGUCGAUGAAGUUCUCGCAUGGUGCUCUUGAACACCAGGAGUGGUCACACAUUGUAAGUUCAGAGUUGUCCCAGUAUUGUACACCUCCAAGUGUUAGUGGGGAACAUGUAUAAAUGCACUGUCUAGGGUCCUAACUACGCUAUGCUCUACUUAGUUGUUGAUCCUGAUCUCAUGUAGCCACUAAGUAAAAAUAUUAAAUGGC
Molecule: messenger RNA, 1146 nt
Organism: Scleropages formosus (Asian bonytongue)
Lineage: Eukaryota; Metazoa; Chordata; Actinopteri; Osteoglossiformes; Osteoglossidae
Product: peroxiredoxin-5, mitochondrial-like
Exons: 6
Coding region: 125-616 (163 amino acids)
Biological process (GO): cell redox homeostasis; hydrogen peroxide catabolic process; cellular response to oxidative stress
Cellular component (GO): peroxisome; cytoplasm; mitochondrion
Molecular function (GO): thioredoxin peroxidase activity
Source: RefSeq, a predicted model, not a curated record